Messenger RNA from Sinocyclocheilus anshuiensis, 798 nucleotides. Its product is annotated as zinc finger protein ZIC 1-like. The transcript has a single exon. Gene Ontology annotation, cellular component: nucleus. Gene Ontology annotation, molecular function: DNA-binding transcription factor activity, RNA polymerase II-specific; RNA polymerase II cis-regulatory region sequence-specific DNA binding. The record is from RefSeq and is a predicted model, not a curated record. Lineage: Eukaryota; Metazoa; Chordata; Actinopteri; Cypriniformes; Cyprinidae. Gene Ontology annotation, biological process: smoothened signaling pathway; regulation of transcription by RNA polymerase II. The annotation marks the transcript as partial.
UUAGGUGAGAAACCGUUUAAAUGUGAGUUUGAGGGCUGCAAUCGGAGAUUUGCAAACAGCAGUGACCGGAAGAAGCAUUCUCACGUUCACUCCAGCGAUAAACCCUACACGUGCAAGGUCAGAGGCUGUGAAAAAUGUUACACACAUCCCAGCUCCUUGCGCAAACACAUGAAACUCCACUGCAAGGCCUACAUUACAAAAAUCGGCGAAGACGACGAGCACCUUGUAGAGGCCAGGUCUCCUGAGGUGGCGGAACAGCAAGACACACCCGCCUCUACCACAGUGACGCGAACGAUGACGACCCCCUCCAUGUCUCCUGAGACACGAAAUGAGUCGAAUAUGAGGUCACGUUUCCAUCACACCUUUGUAAACAGUUUGGACUAUAUGGCGCACAGGCCACAGUCCCUUUCGGACCCUCUUUUGCUACAACGUGGCAGCUACAGACCAGAGUCUGUACAAUACUCGUGCAGCCAACCAAGUCAUUCGUUCGCACCUAGCCAUAGAACUUUUGCGUCCAACUCACCUUUUCAAAAAAGUGUGGUAAAUGGCUGGUACACGUGUCAUAGCGCCGUGGACACUUUUUCACCCAAACACUGUAACAGUGAUUUAUAAUGUCUGUAACUCGGGCUUCUGCGUGUUAAAGCAUUGACGGGUGACAGCUGAAGGGUUCCUCUUCAUGUAGCCUAAUAUUGUCCUGCAGGCUUACUAAAUAGGAUAGUGCAAUUUGUUAUUGUGAGCUUUAUCUGUUGUACCUCAUGAUCUUGUAUUGGUGAGACGUCGGUGACUAUUCCUAAUCUG